Molecule: messenger RNA, 1835 nt
Organism: Saccostrea cuccullata (small rock oyster)
Lineage: Eukaryota; Metazoa; Mollusca; Bivalvia; Ostreida; Ostreidae
Product: fructose-bisphosphate aldolase-like
Exons: 8
Coding region: 144-1235 (363 amino acids)
Biological process (GO): fructose 1,6-bisphosphate metabolic process; glycolytic process
Cellular component (GO): cytosol
Molecular function (GO): fructose-bisphosphate aldolase activity
Source: RefSeq, a predicted model, not a curated record
UUCGAAAUCAGCCAAUCAGAGAGCGCCAAAUCCACACACCCAUUUCUUACAGCGUGGUAAACAACCCAUUUUCUUCGAAGCGGCUCAGCGGCAAGUUGGAGGAACCUAGUAAAGAUCUGGACUUUGUACCGUGACAUUCAAACAUGCCUUCAUUUCCACAAUACCUGACUGUUGAUCAAGAGAAUGAGCUCCGAAGGAUUGCCAAUGCCAUCGUGGCACCAGGGAAAGGAAUACUGGCAGCUGAUGAAUCCACUGGUACAAUGGGUAAGAGGUUUGCCUCCAUUGGGGUAGAGAAUACGGAGGAGAACAGGCGACGAUACAGGGAACUGUUGUUUACGGCGGACCCCGUGGUCGCGCAGAAUAUCAGCGGCGUCAUUCUGUUCCACGAGACAUUCUACCAAAAGGCAAAGGACGGCACACCAUUUGUCAAGAUUCUGAAGGACAAAGGCAUGAUUCCUGGCAUCAAGGUCGACAAAGGAGUUGUUCCCCUUGCUGGAACAGAUGGAGAGAGUACAACACAAGGUUUGGAUAGUUUAUCUGAACGCUGUGCACAGUAUAAGAAAGAUGGAGCAGAAUUUGCCAAAUGGAGAUGUGUUCUCAAGAUCGGUUCUCACACCCCUACCUAUCAGGCCAUGUUUGAGAAUGCUAAUGUCCUGGCUCGGUAUGCCAGCAUAUGUCAACAGAAUGGCCUUGUUCCAAUAGUUGAACCAGAGGUCCUUUGUGAUGGAGACCAUGAUUUAGAAACAGCACAAAAAGUAACUGAACAGGUUCUUGCCUUCACCUACAAAGCCCUGGCUGACCACCACGUCUUUCUGGAGGGAACGUUACUGAAACCAAACAUGGUCACUGCGGGUCAGUCCUGUAUCAAGAAAUACACACCUGAACAGAACGGCAGAGCCACAGUCAUAGCCCUCAGUAGGGGGGUACCUGCAGCUGUACCGGGGAUCACCUUUUUGUCAGGAGGCCAGUCUGAGGAAGAUUCUACCAUCAAUCUGAAUGCCAUAAAUCUCUGUCAAGGCCCCAAGCCCUGGGCUCUUACCUUCUCAUUCGGGCGAGCUUUACAGGCCUCGGUACUGAAGGCCUGGCAGGGCAAGGAUGAGAACGUGAAGGCUGCACAGCAGCAACUUCUGACCAGAGCUAGGGCCAAUGGACUUGCUGCCAUGGGAAAAUACCAAGGAGGAGAAUCAGGAAAAGCUUCAGGAGAGUCUCUGUUUGUAGCCAACCACUCGUACUAAAGGCCGUUAUAAACAAUAAAAUACUACUGCAAUAGAAACUGUAAUAAAUAAUAAAAUCCGCAAUAGAAACAUUUAGAGCAAUACCUGGGAGACUUGAGAACCUCAUCUUAAUCUCUUGGUAGCGAUUACAGGACGCAACAUCAUUUUUAAAUGUCAUAAUAUAUCUUGUACAUUCCCAUCUUGAUGUGCUAUAUAGUUUAUUUCCAACUGAUCUCACAUCUUUUAACAUGCUACACCAGCUUCAGAGUUGAUGCAUUGCUGUAUUUGCAAUAUUUAGACAUUUUAAAUAUUCAAAAACACAUACUUUUGAGCUGACUUAUCUGUGAUUGGCAUUGAUACUGAGUACCUUAUUAUUUCAUGUAUUAGGAGGCCAAGUUUCAUUUAUUGAUGUACAUGUAGUUAAAAAUGAACUAAAUGUUUGAUUAAAUGUAAGGAUUGUCCUAGACUGUUAGACAUUAUUUAAUCUUUUCAUUAUGUAAUAUUCAAUGCAACCUAUUAUAUUAUACAUGUUUAGGUACAUGUAUUCACCAGCUUUUGUUUCAUUUUACUUUGAAUAUAUGCAAAGAAUAUGAGGGAAUAAUAAAUUUUAAAAAAAAAGGA